This is a messenger RNA of Williopsis jadinii, 1530 nucleotides long. RefSeq names its product proteasome regulatory particle lid subunit RPN11 (gene RPN11). The record is from RefSeq and is a predicted model, not a curated record. The transcript has a single exon. Gene Ontology annotation, biological process: protein deubiquitination; proteasome-mediated ubiquitin-dependent protein catabolic process. Gene Ontology annotation, cellular component: proteasome regulatory particle, lid subcomplex. NCBI's taxonomy places the organism in Eukaryota, Fungi, Ascomycota, Saccharomycetes, Phaffomycetales, Wickerhamomycetaceae. The coding region runs from base 388 to 1320 and encodes 310 amino acids. Gene Ontology annotation, molecular function: metallopeptidase activity; protein binding; proteasome binding.
CGUAAGUGGAUGGGUAGUGCAAAAUUCACCCCUUUAACAAUUUGAGUCUGGAGACAACUUCUGUUGAAACUAUACAGAAUACCUUUUUUCCAUGUGUGUCUUCACCUGAAAUGGCUCCCCCUUUUCAUCAAAUUCAGCAACAACUACUGAAAAUUAGGGGCCCUAGUUCAUAGUCAGGGCCUCUAUUACGUAAUCACACAUCCGGACACCACUGAGGCAGAUCGCCGCCAACGUUGUUCGCCACUUUGCGAGGACACAGACAACAAACACACGAACAGAGAGGCCCAACCGAACAACAACACACAUUUCGUCCACGUAGCGCUUGCUUGGAUUGAACGAUUGAAGCGCCAUAACAACAGAAGGAGAACAAGUAACCAAAGCACAGCUAUGCAAAGACUUCAAAGACUGCUAGGACAGAGCGGUGGGCUAGGCGGUGCUCCCCCAACGGACGGCCCUGUAAUUGACAACAAGGAGACUGUUUACAUCUCGUCUUUGGCACUCUUAAAGAUGUUGAAACACGGACGUGCUGGUGUUCCGAUGGAGGUUAUGGGUCUUAUGCUUGGAGAGUUCGUAGAUGAUUACACAGUGCACGUGAUUGAUGUGUUUGCCAUGCCCCAGAGUGGUACCGGUGUGUCUGUUGAGGCUGUUGAUGAUGUUUUCCAGACAAGAAUGAUGGAUAUGUUGAGACAGACGGGCAGAGACCAGAUGGUUGUUGGUUGGUACCAUUCGCACCCUGGGUUUGGAUGCUGGCUAUCCAGUGUUGAUAUCAAUACCCAACAAUCCUUUGAACAGUUGAAUCCAAGAGCUGUUGCAGUGGUUAUUGAUCCAAUACAGUCUGUGAAGGGUAAAGUUGUGAUCGAUGCCUUUAGACUGAUUAACUCUAGCACACUGAUGAUGGGAAUGGAACCUAGACAAACAACAUCCAAUGUGGGUCACUUGAACAAGCCUUCAAUUCAAGCAUUGAUUCACGGACUGAACCGUCAUUACUACUCUCUAAACAUUGAUUACAGAAAGACACCAUUGGAAACAAACAUGCUUCUCAACUUACAUAAGAAAGAGUGGCAAUCUGGAUUGGCAUUAAAAGAUUAUACACACAAGGAGAAACAUAACGCAGAUUCUGCUGCUCAAAUGGUGAAGAUUGCAGAACAAUAUGUUAAAAGAGUGGAGGAAGAGAAGGAGCUCUCCGAGGAACAACUCAAGACUAGAUUCGUUGGUAAACAAGAUCCAAAGAAACACUUGUUACAAACCGCAGAGGAUUUGAUAGAGGAUAACGUCGUAAGUGUUCUCACCGGUGCAGUUGAUACCAUUGCUAUCAAGUAAUCGUUAUUUCGAAAUGACUCUUGUGGUACAUUUUUUAAGUUUGUAGAUCCACCGUUUUAUUGCUUGAGCUCCCAAACUUGAAUGUAUGAUUCACCUAGGAAUAAUAGUUCUUUCUCCUUGGGAGUAACCUCCAAAUCUUUCACCUCAAACCAUUCAUCAUCAGAAUUCCUCAUUUGUACUUUCCAAUCGCUGCGUUCUUCAUUAGCUUCA